Colletotrichum karsti is the source of this 1167-nucleotide messenger RNA. RefSeq lists its product as uncharacterized. NCBI's taxonomy places the organism in Eukaryota, Fungi, Ascomycota, Sordariomycetes, Glomerellales, Glomerellaceae. The transcript has a single exon. The record is from RefSeq and is a predicted model, not a curated record. Bases 1 to 1167 code for a protein of 388 amino acids.
AUGGUCAAUUUCACUUUACUUUGCGUCAGCUUGCUGGCCGGCAGCUGCUUCGCCUCCGAGCUAGGCCGCGACUGCACCGGAGUCAAUGCCAUCCACCCGCGGUGUUCGACCGCUGACACCAUCCCGUAUACCAGAGACUUCUUUUACGUCGGCGGCCGGGCUCUCGAAACCGCCUCUGGCGAGCUUACCGCCGACAAGCUCUACGUUGAGAAGAUCAGCCCAAUUGUCCCCCUACGCGAAAAGCCCAUCGUUCUAUUCCAUGGCGGAGGAUGUAGUGGUACGACUUGGCUCAACACGCCUGACAAUCGCAAGGGAUUCGCAAACUAUUUCGUCGAGAAGGGCUAUGUGGUUUACAUUGUCGAUGCUGCCGGUAACGGCCGGAGCACGAACAUGGAUUUGGAGGGUUUCCCUUUGACUGCGGGUUCCUCCUCAGCCCUCGUUGAGAUGGGAUUCUCUGCUCCCGAAGCUUACAACGGCUAUCCUCAGUCUCAGCUGCAUACCCAGUUCCCCGGAACAGGCAGAGCUGGAGAUCCAGCGUUCGAGAACUUCAAGAACUCCAUGGUUCCUUACACGACAAACAACAUCACGUUUGAGAACGCCAUGAGAGCUGGAGGCUGCAAGUUGCUGAGCCUCAUUGGCAAGUCAUACGUAAUCGGUCACUCGGCAGGAGGAUCAGCCGGCAUUCUGCUCUCAAACGACUGCCCCGAGCUGGUCGCUGCCAACAUCAACCUCGAAUCCUCGACCAUUCCGUUUUUCUGGUACACCUACGGCACCGCGGGCUUCUUCAACAACGCGUGGGGUCUGGCCAACACUCCUCUGAACUACACUCCGCCAAUCUCAGAUCCCUCAGAGCUCAAGAGAGUUGAAGUUGGUAAUUCCACGGUGGCUAGGCGCAGUUGCUUUCGACAGGCCGAGCCGGCUCACACGCUGCCCAACAUUGCUAGUGUACCGUACCUCAUGGUCACCGGUGAGGCUAGUGUCCACAUCACCUAUGACCACUGCAUCGUCGAUUAUAUGAAGCAGAUUGGUGCCAAGCCGGAAUGGAUCAAGCUUGCGGACCGUGGAAUACGAGGCAACGGCCACUUCAUGCAUAUCGAAAAGAAUAAUGGCGAAAUUGCUAAGUUGGUUCUGAACUGGAUCAAGGAGAAGGAGGACACGAUCUGGUAA